AUGAAUAAUUAUAUUUUUCAAAUCAUUAUUUUUGUAUUUGUGAAUUGUGUACGAAUUUUUGAAAGUACACCACUCGAUAACAUUACGACUACAUCAACAUUGGAUUUUGGUACUUCAUCGAUUAUAAUAAAUACAGAAUUACCUUCAUCUUCUAUGUUAAGUUCAGAUUCUUCUGUAACGAUUUCAUCUUCAUUCUCUUAUUCAACUUCUACCGUCCCGGACACACCGCAAUCGACAGUUUCUCGUGGAACAGACGAUACCACUAUCAUCUCAUCAACAGCAAUGAUUUCUUCGACAGAAAUAACUUCAAUAGCUACAAAUACAUCGGUAGAACAAUUUUCUUCAUCAGCUACAUCAAAUAGUUCUGCUUAUAUUACGUCUAAACCAGUGACUUCUUCAAUAAAUAUAAUGGUUAGUUUAAUUUACAAAUACGUUGUGGAAAGUUUAUCUUCUCUAACGAUGGGAAACAUUUAUGAUACUACAGUUUUAAUAAGUGUGCAAAAAAUGGUAAAUUCUUCAUUCAAUCUAACAAACUUUGAUAUUACAGUCACUAGUAUUGAAAUUACAUCUAAAGCAAAAGUUGAUAAUAACGAAUAUGAUAUGAUCACUAAUAUUUUAUUCAAGAGUAGUCGUACUGAUUGUAAUGUAACUUGCAUCAAACAAUCUGCAUCAUCAUCCACACCCACACAAAAUUUUACACUUUUAAGUGCGAAUGGUUCCUUAGUAAAUGUAGCACCUAAAUCAAGUCCAACACUAGUUGAUAAUACGCCAAGUAUAACAACAACAACAGCAAAAAAUUAUCGAAAAGGUGAGUCACCACCUGGUGUUGCAGCACAAUUAGGUAUGGGCUUUGGUAUAACAAUAAUUGGCAUUUUACUUAUCGGUGAAAUAAUAUAUUUCUAUCGAAAAUAUGGAUUGAAUGGACCAAUGCAUCAUUCAAAUUAUGCGUUACCUCCUUUUCAUAGUCGACUAUCAAUUUAA
Messenger RNA from Rotaria sp. Silwood2, 981 nucleotides. NCBI's taxonomy places the organism in Eukaryota, Metazoa, Rotifera, Eurotatoria, Philodinida, Philodinidae. The record is from the annotation of a GenBank genome assembly.